GGAAAACAACAAACUGCAUUUUUACAUUGGGCUAUAAAUCCUGUGAUUAACACGCCUCUAAAUCCCUGUGCCUUGUGAAAAUCAUCUCUUUGGGAUUUAUGGUCCUGCAAAUUUGUUCGUCUCUGUACACUUUUCGAUUGGACAAACGGGAGAGAGGGGUUUCACCCACUCAAGAUGCAUUUCCUGCAACUCCCUCUACUCGACGCAGCAGGAAACUGUUAUUAUACCACACAAGCAAAAGAAAAAACAUGGGUUUCAAAGUGUGUGCCGCUUCAUACAUCUCAUUGUAUCUGUGGUGUCUGUUACGAACCCUUUUGGUUUGGUGGUGUGAGUAAACUCUGAGUAUUAUGAUUCAGUUUCUCAUAUUGCAGAAGUAAAUAAAGCAAAGUGGACAGGACAACCAAACCAUACUUAACUAUCUGAGAGAUGAAUUUUAGGUGUGUCUUUAACAACAACUCUGGCUGUUAAUAAAUGAGGAACAUGAAAGCUGUGUAAGUCUGGUUGCAUAAGAAUAACAGCAGCAAUGUGAGAAAGAAAGCUGAAAGUCAUAAUGAGGAAGUCAUAAAUCGAUAAUUACAGGAAGAAGACACAUUUAUGCUUUAGAAGUCUGAGAAGAAAAGAGAGACUGAGAGACAUGAUGGUUACAUUUAGAUGGAUAAAAAUGUUUCUGUUCUUUAUACUAAUGCUUCAGUUUGGAGGAGCACAUAGUCGAGAUCUUUUGUUCUCCUUCACUGUCAGAGAUGGAGAUAAAGUCACUUUGCCUUGUGAAAACGUGAUCAACAAUCAUCUCAACUGUGACACUACCACCUGGCUCUUCACUGAUUCAAGAGGAAAAGCAGCAGUAGAGCUGGUUAAUCUUGGACAGAUCAAAGAAAAAGCCAAAUCAGACAGACUGAGUGUUACAGCAGAAUGCUCACUGGUUUUAAAGAAGGUCACAGUUGAGGAUGUUGGUCGUUACACCUGCAGACAGUUUAUAGGCAAUCCAUGGACACAGCAAGGUCCAGAUGCUGUGGUUUAUCUGUCUGUUGUUCAUAUGACUGAACAGAAGAAAGCUGAUGAGGUGACUUUAAACUGCUCUGUGUGGAGAUAUGAACGGUGUAAAUACAAAGUGAAGUGGAUCCAUAACAGUGAAGCUCUGGAUAGAGAUUACUCAAAUUUAAAACCAUUGGAGUCUGAGUGCUCUGCUACUGUGACUUUUCUGAACCUUGCAUACACUCACCUAUCAACUUAUGACUUUAACUGUAGCGUAACAACAGAAGAUAACAAAGUGCAGCUUUUUACUUUCAGCACUCAGUCAUCAGGUGAGAAAUCAAAUACUGCAACAACAAUAAAAUCAGAAACUACAACUGGAAACACAACAAAAGAGCUGGAAAUCAUGGAUGAUUCAACAAAAUUACCAGGCUCAUGCUGGUACAGGCUCAUCAUUGUGCCUCUGGGUUUAGCAGCACUUAUAGCAGCUGUUGUGGUCGUCAACAUCUGGACAAGAGCUGGUGUGUAAAGAUGGUGAACUAUGAAAAUGUCCAAUCUUCUGAUGUAGUUUGACCAACCCUCCAGCUUCUGUCAGAUCUCACUGAUCAGCACAUCAACAUGCUUUAUAUUUGCACGAGGAGCAGAAGCUUUUAAAAAGAGACUCGUUAGUUUUGCUUUAGUCACAGUUUGAACAACAAUUUUGAAAUCUUGAUAUGAUCUUUUUAGAACCACAGUGACUUUUCUAAACUGCCUGCCUGCAUCAGCUGUAAAAAGCUCUUCCUCCUUGUACUGUGUUUUUUGGAGGUGACCAUUGUUUUUCAUCAGUUUUCGGCAGGCAGGGGGCGCUUUUGGAGGUUUUCUGGACCACAAAGAUAGGAUCAUCAGAUGUUUGAAAUGUUGUUUUCGCUUUCUGCAGAGGCCUCCUGUACAGCAUGUGUGUUGUAAAAAGAAUACACAUACCUACAUUUUUCUUUUACAUCUGCAUUUGCUGAUCAUUUCUGAACUUGGAAAACAUGCUCUCACUAUUAUUUCCAAAACACUCCUGUCGGCACUUUAAUCUUGGGUAAUAGAUUUCAAAGCCGUUUUUCAUUUCUUUCUUUUUCAGCUGCAGAAACUUAGUUUAAAGUUUUGAGCUUAGUUUUACGAGCCUGAGCCUGGAUACAAAGUCAUUUGUAUCCAGGUGUGGUCGAAUCUGGUCUGCACUCAAAUGAGUUUUGAUUGAUGAUGAUGUAAUCACACACACUGUUAUCUUUAAUGGAUUUGAACAUAAUGCAAUCUUUAAAAUAAAUAAAAAUUCUAAGCAGAAAGUCUGUUUUGCAUCUCACACUUCAGUCACUUUUGGUGUCCUGUUUCCAUUCUUUAACUCUCAUGUUAUUUU
This is a messenger RNA of Oreochromis niloticus (Nile tilapia), 2347 nucleotides long. RefSeq lists its product as uncharacterized. Gene Ontology annotation, molecular function: MHC class II protein binding; protein tyrosine kinase binding. The transcript is spliced from 6 exons. The record is from RefSeq and is a predicted model, not a curated record. Gene Ontology annotation, biological process: interleukin-15-mediated signaling pathway; T cell activation; positive regulation of ERK1 and ERK2 cascade. NCBI's taxonomy places the organism in Eukaryota, Metazoa, Chordata, Actinopteri, Cichliformes, Cichlidae. Bases 635 to 1498 code for a protein of 287 amino acids. Gene Ontology annotation, cellular component: external side of plasma membrane; membrane raft.